AUGCGUUCUUCGGCAAAGAUAACACUUGCUCUCGGUCCACCCAAUCCAUCGACUACUACGUCCACUGGCAAUGGUGAACCCGUCAAGUCUGUGUCUAUAGACACGUACACCGAUCAAGGAUGGACGUGUGGGGUUUGUGGUUACUCCAAUCCGACUGAUGUGGGAAUGGGUAAAUGUGGACUUUGCGGAGUCCCAUAUUCUGUCUCACAAGCUGCUAUGUCAAGUUUCUCCCAAGGACCAUCGAGGACCUCGACGCCAACUCCUCGACCUAUAUCAACCAUGUCUGCCACAGCUCCCCCGGAAAUCUCUCAGAUUUCGAGCGAAAUCACUACAUCGCUGGAAGAGGGCAUUCCUUGUCCAGCGUGUACUUUUCUGAAUCAUACAUCUAUGACCUUUUGUGAGAUAUGCUCUACUCGACUGAAGACAUCAACAUCUCGGAAAGCAAAUAUCACCGGGCCUGACAUGUCGGACCCAAGUGGCGGGAGAAGUCAAAGUAAGCAGGAGGUUGUACGUCUAAGCUUUCGCGGUGGGGGAGAAAAGGUGGCGUAUCAGAAAUUGAAGAGUGUUUUGACUCAAAAAGCCUGGGAGAAGUCUCAAAAGACAAGAAGGGACAAGGAGAAUGGUGAAGUCAAGUCGGGGGCGGGUAUAGAUGGAAUAAUGAACACUCUAUCACUCGACGCAAAGGAACAGGAAGAACAUGUCAAGGAAUCUUUCAGAGAUCUUGAACUGCUCAUGGUUCGUGCAGGAGAGAUGGUCCGGUUAGCUCAAUCUCUCAGUGCCAAACUUUCAGCCUCCUCCUCUCCUUCAGAGUCCGAAACAUCUCUCAUUCACAAUUCUCUCGUCCAACUUGGCCUUCCCGCACCCGCUUUGACACCUGAUAUGGUCUCUACGGAUCGAGCGUAUCAUACCGGUCUAGCCAAAGAACUGGCACAUCUCCUCCUUGGUAAAACAGGUGAUGGGGGUUUGAUGAAUCAAGUAGGUAGAGGUGUGAUAGGUUUAGAUGAAGUAUGGGGUUUCUGGAUGAGAGCUAGGGGUGUUGCUCUUCUUCCACCUUCAACACUCAUCUCCGUCCUUCCUUAUCUAGCCACUCAAACUUCCAUUCGUGAUUUGACUCUUCCCAGUGGUCUAAGAGUAUUACAUACGAAAUCAUAUGACCCCAUUUCUAUCCUUCAUCGUAUUCUCGUACUUCUCACUCCCUCUGCUCACUCUCCUUCUUCCGAGUUGAUGGAACAUAUCGAAUUGUUACAAAUACCCGAAUCAUCUUCUAUCAGUGUUACAUUAGGGGACGAACCUUCGAGAGUUGGUGGAACCCAGUUGGAUUCGACGGAAAUAAAAGGUUUAGUAAGGGAUGAUCAAGCUCAAGGAGGUGUUAGAUGGUAUCGAGAUCUUAUCACUCCUUGGAUGUUAUGA
Messenger RNA from Tremella mesenterica DSM 1558, 1410 nucleotides. RefSeq lists its product as uncharacterized. The transcript has 5 exons. The record is from RefSeq and is a predicted model, not a curated record. NCBI's taxonomy places the organism in Eukaryota, Fungi, Basidiomycota, Tremellomycetes, Tremellales, Tremellaceae. Gene Ontology annotation, biological process: protein transport to vacuole involved in ubiquitin-dependent protein catabolic process via the multivesicular body sorting pathway. Gene Ontology annotation, molecular function: phosphatidylinositol-3-phosphate binding; ubiquitin binding. Gene Ontology annotation, cellular component: late endosome membrane; ESCRT II complex. The coding region runs from base 1 to 1410 and encodes 469 amino acids.